AUGCAGAUGCACGAACAGAUCAUGAUGGUCGAUGGACAGGAGCAACCAAUCUCUAGGACUUACCAGUACAGAAAGGUGAUGAAACCUAUGCUAGAACGCAAACGUCGAGCACGGAUCAAUCGAUGCUUGGACGAGCUCAAGGACCUGAUGGUAACAGCCCUAGCUGGUGACGGUGAGAACGUCGCGAAGUUGGAGAAGGCAGACAUUCUAGAGUUGACUGUACGCCACCUUCACAAACUUCAAAGACAGCAAAGGCUCUCUGCUAACCCGGUGAUCGACGCUGAUCGCUUCAGAGCUGGCUACACACACUGCGCCAACGAAGUCAGCCGUUGCUUAGCCGCCACUCCAGGCGUCGACGUCGCAUUGGGAACGAAACUGAUGACCCACUUGGGUCACAAGCUGAAUUCCAUGGACAAAACUGGACCUCUGACCAUCCACGUGGCAGCACCACAAUCUUCACCAUCUUCGAGCAGCGAGCUAAGCUCGGACGAGUAUUCGAUGCCCCUAACUCCAGCCUCGAGCCAACCGUCGCCGGUUAGAACAGACAUCGAAGGAAUGUCCCAGAGUCACCAGGGUCUGCUGCAGGUCGCCAAACCUAACGAGCCUAUCUGGAGACCGUGGUAG
Messenger RNA from Habropoda laboriosa, 624 nucleotides. Its product is annotated as enhancer of split m7 protein-like. Gene Ontology annotation, molecular function: protein dimerization activity; DNA-binding transcription factor activity, RNA polymerase II-specific; RNA polymerase II cis-regulatory region sequence-specific DNA binding. Gene Ontology annotation, cellular component: nucleus. Gene Ontology annotation, biological process: regulation of neurogenesis; anterior/posterior pattern specification; regulation of transcription by RNA polymerase II. Lineage: Eukaryota; Metazoa; Arthropoda; Insecta; Hymenoptera; Apidae. The coding region runs from base 1 to 624 and encodes 207 amino acids. The record is from RefSeq and is a predicted model, not a curated record. The transcript has 2 exons.